CCGCCCGUCCGUCCGUCCGUCCGUCCGUCCCCGCGCCAGGCCCGGGCGUAGCCAGCCGACAGUCUCGCCGCCCCGCACGGUGUCGGGGGUGGGGUGGGAGGGACGGACAACAUGGCUGAUGACUUCGGCUUCUUCUCGUCGUCCGACAGCGGGGUCCCCGAGGCGGCGGCGGCGGCGGCCGAGGAAGACCCGGCGGCCGCCUUCCUGGCCCAGCAGGAGAGCGAGAUCGCCGGCAUCGAGAACGACGAGGAGGAGGCCUUCGGGGCACCUGCCGCAGGCCAGGUGUCCUCGGCCCAGCCCGGACCCACGGGGGGCGCAGGUUCUGAAGACAUGGGGACGACGGUCAAUGGCGAUGUGUUCCAGGAGGCUAAUGGCCCUGCAGAUGGCUAUGCUGCAAUUGCCCAGGCGGACCGACUGACUCAAGAGCCAGAGAGCAUCCGCAAAUGGAGGGAGGAACAGAAGAAACGCCUGCAAGAGCUGGAUGCGGCCUCGAAGGUGACAGAGCAGGAGUGGCGGGAGAAAGCCAAGAAGGACCUGGAGGAGUGGAACCAGCGCCAGAGCGAACAAGUGGAGAAGAACAAGAUUAAUAACCGGAUCGCUGACAAAGCAUUCUACCAGCAGCCAGAUGCUGAUAUCAUCGGCUACGUGGCAUCUGAAGAGGCUUUUGUGAAGGAAUCCAAGGAGGAGACCCCCGGCACAGAAUGGGAGAAGGUGGCCCAGCUGUGUGACUUCAACCCGAAGAGUAGCAAGCAGUGCAAAGACGUGUCGCGGCUGCGUUCGGUGCUCAUGUCUCUGAAGCAGACGCCGCUGUCCCGCUAGGUGCCCGCUGGGUAGCUGGGCCAUAGAGUAUGAGUUGUCAAGGGCCAGAGGAGAAGCAGUUGCUUGAGGCCACGGGGAAGUUCUUCCCCUGGCAGCUGCUGGGCACAGCUGGUUUGGUUCCUCUCCAUCUCCUGGGAUCGGGAAGGGGGGGCCCCCAUCCCUCUCUCCUUUCUGGCCCUCAUGCCUCCCCCCAAGUCCGGUCAGUUCUGAGUGUCCUUCCUGACAUGUUUUUUUUUUCCUUCUUGGCUUAAAGGGUGUGUUGUUAA
This is a messenger RNA of Dipodomys spectabilis (banner-tailed kangaroo rat), 1085 nucleotides long. RefSeq names its product clathrin light chain B (gene Cltb). The transcript is spliced from 6 exons. Lineage: Eukaryota; Metazoa; Chordata; Mammalia; Rodentia; Heteromyidae. Gene Ontology annotation, molecular function: clathrin heavy chain binding; structural molecule activity. Bases 112 to 819 code for a protein of 235 amino acids. The record is from RefSeq and is a predicted model, not a curated record. Gene Ontology annotation, cellular component: synaptic vesicle membrane; clathrin coat of coated pit; postsynaptic endocytic zone cytoplasmic component. Gene Ontology annotation, biological process: clathrin-dependent endocytosis; intracellular protein transport; clathrin coat assembly.